AGUUGGGGUAGGGUUGAUUUAUUGAGUUUGUCGAAGGAUGGAGAUAUCACAUUGGGUGGCAUCUUUCCAAUGCACUCUUACCACGUUGAGCAUCGAGACCUCUCAUUCAGCAAUCACUUGGAGCCGGCAAAAUGCCUCAGCUUUCAGUUCAGACACUUCCGUUUUGCGCUGGCGAUGAUUUUUGCCAUAGAGGAAAUAAAUAACGACACAACUCUGCUUCCUGGGGUCACUCUGGGAUACCGCAUAUAUGAUUCCUGUAAUUUGCCCCAGUUAUCGUUAAAAGCAGCCUUGGCGUUUCUAAACAACCCUGAGGCAAAUGCACAUUCUGCUAACUGUAAAAGCUCCUCCAUUGUUUCUGCGAUUGUCGCUGAUUCUGGAUCUACGCAGACUUUAGCAAUAGCACCUUCCAUUGGUACCUUCAGAAUCCCUAUGGUGAGCUACUUUUCUACAUGUGCGUGCCUUAGCAAUAGAAAGGAGUAUCCAUCAUUUUUUCGAACAAUACCGAGUGAUUACUAUCAGGUUCGAGCAUUAGCCCAGCUGGUGAAGCAUUUCGGAUGGACCUGGAUUGGGACAGUUAAGAGCGAUGAUGACUAUGGAAACUUUGGAAUGCAAGCAUUUGAAGAAGCAGUCCAACAAUUUGGUGUUUGUAUAGCUUUUUCUGAGUCAUUUCACAAAUCAUACACUCGAGAUAAGUUACUGAAAACAAUUGACACAAUAAAAACAUCUUCUGCAAAUGUUGUUGUUGCCUUUGUGGAAGAAUCAAACAUGCAUAUUCUGCUAAAAGAAAUGAUUAGACAAAAUGUCAGCGGCAUACAAUGGAUUGGAAGCGAAUCAUGGGUUUCCACAUUUCUUCUUACUCCGAAGGAAAGCAAAAAGAUUGCUUCUGGUGCAAUUGGAGUUGCAAUUCACAAAGUCAGUAUACCAGGAUUGAGGGAGUUCCUAAUGAAAAUUCAUCCAUCCUUAUAUCCAGGGAACCUCUUGGUAAAAACAUUUUGGGAAAGUUGUUUCAGCUGCAGUGUAAGUGAUGGAAACAAAACUAAUUCUCAAAAAACUGACUCGGAGCUAAAGAAAUGCACAGGGAGAGAAAAUCUACAGAAUGUCCAAAAUGAAUUUACUGAUAUGUCGCAAUACAGAAUCACUUACAACGUGUAUAAAGCAACUUAUGCGAUAGCUCAUGCACUUCACAAUAUGGCAUUGUGUAAAACAGGGGAAGGACCUUUUUUCAAUGGAAGUUGUGUAAAUCUUUCAAAUUUUCAACCAUGGCAGUUGCUAUAUUACAUGAGAACAGUGAGUUUCAUAACCAAGAUUGGGGAAAAGGUUUAUUUCGGUGAAAACGGAGACCCUGUCGCAACAUAUGACAUUGUAAACUGGCAACCAAAUGCCCUCGGUAAUGUUGACAUUGUAAGCGUUGGUCACUAUGAUGGGUCAGCUCGUUCUGGAGAAGAGUUUUCAAUAACAGAAGAGGCAAUCGUUUGGAGUGGUGGUCAGAAGUCGGUUCCUAAAGCUGUUUGCUCUGAAAACUGUCAUCAAGGAACAAGGAAAGCAGAAAGAAAAGGACAACCCAUUUGCUGUUUUGAUUGCAUAAAAUGUGCACGCGGUGAAAUUAGUAACACAACUGAUGCUGUUCAUUGCAUAAAAUGUCCAUUGGAAUUCAAAUCUAAUGAAAGACGGGACCAGUGUAUUCCAAAAGAAAUUGUGUUUCUUUCCUUUUUCGAGACAAUGGGAAUCAUUUUGGUGACACUGGCGCUGUUGGGAGCCUGUGCCACUGUUGUUGUAUUUGCAAUAUUCUAUGUCUGUCGGCACACUCCAAUUGUAAAAGCUAAUAACUCUGAGUUAAGCUUCCUUCUUCUUUUCGCCCUGACACUUUGUUUUCUGUGUUCAAUUACAUUCAUUGGGACACCUUCAGUUUGGUCAUGUAUGCUCUGCCAUGUCACCUUUGGUAUUAGUUUUGUUCUUUGCAUUUCUUGUGUAUUGAGUAAAACAAUUGUCGUGGUGAUGGCAUUCAAAGCAACAUUUCCCAGCAAUAAUAUGAUGCAGUGGUUUGGACCAAGACAACAACGGCUGAUGGUUUACAUCCUUACACUGGUACAAUGUGUAAUAUGUACUGCCUGGUUAAUUGUAUUUCCACCGUAUCCUUUGAAAAACACCAGUCGCUCGAAUGAGUUAAUCGUGUUUGAGUGCAAUGUAGGAUCUUCGUUCGCCUUUUAUUGUGUUUUUGGCUAUAUUGGAUUUUUGUCCUGCAUGUGUUUUGUGGUAGCUUUCCUCGCUCGACGACUUCCAGAUAACUUCAACGAAGCUAAACACAUAACGUUUAGCAUGCUUAUCUUUUGCGCAGUUUGGAUAACGUUCAUUCCAGCUUACAUAAGUUCGCCAGGGAAAUAUGCUGUGGCAGUUGAAGUAUUUGCUAUCUUGGCCUCCAGCUUUGGUCUGCUUAUUUGCAUUUUUGCUCCAAAAUGCUAUGUUAUUCUUCUUAAGAAAGAAAGCAAUACAAAGAGGAACAUGAUGGGAUCAGUGGCUUUGAAAAAAAGCUUUGAAAAUGUUCAUAAAUGA
This is a messenger RNA of Hemiscyllium ocellatum (epaulette shark), 2550 nucleotides long. RefSeq names its product extracellular calcium-sensing receptor-like. Bases 70 to 2550 code for a protein of 826 amino acids. Gene Ontology annotation, cellular component: membrane. The transcript has 6 exons. Gene Ontology annotation, biological process: G protein-coupled receptor signaling pathway. The record is from RefSeq and is a predicted model, not a curated record. Gene Ontology annotation, molecular function: G protein-coupled receptor activity. Lineage: Eukaryota; Metazoa; Chordata; Chondrichthyes; Orectolobiformes; Hemiscylliidae.